Alternaria atra is the source of this 693-nucleotide messenger RNA. RefSeq lists its product as uncharacterized. Bases 1 to 693 code for a protein of 230 amino acids. Gene Ontology annotation, molecular function: serine-type endopeptidase activity. The record is from RefSeq and is a predicted model, not a curated record. NCBI's taxonomy places the organism in Eukaryota, Fungi, Ascomycota, Dothideomycetes, Pleosporales, Pleosporaceae. The transcript is spliced from 2 exons. Gene Ontology annotation, biological process: proteolysis.
AUGCAUGUCGCCAACGUGAAGAAGCUGACAGCGAACGCUGCGGUGCCGUUCAGUGCUGAAAUCGAUAACAAAGCGAAGUUCUCCAUCGGGAAUGGAACCAAAAGCUAUCUUGCCAAAUUCGAUGAUAUUACGAGAGUUCAGAUGGAGGCUUUGCCCGAGGUGUAUGAGAUUGAGCCACUUCAAUACUACAAGCAUGUAUAUGUCACGCAGGAGAAAGCCCCAUGGGGCCUCCCCCGUUUGAGUAGCACUGGCCCUAUCGGGACAGGACCCGAUCCUGUGUAUACCUAUCGUACGGAGGCCAGCGGUACUAGGGUUACUGCGUACAUAAUCGACACUGGCAUCAACAAUAAGCAUGUUAACUUCGAGGCACGCGCAAGCAAAGGACCAACAUAUGUUCAAGAUGACCCCAAGUCAAGCAAUGUUGAUGUACAUGGUCACGGUACACAUGUUGCAGGGACUAUUGGAGGCAAGACUUACGGAGUGGCCAAGGAUGUUACCCUUGUCGAUAUCAAGGUUUUCAAUGACACCACCGGUACAGCUUCUACUAUCGACAUCAUCAAGGCCCUUGCUUGGGUUGUCGAUGAUGUAUACUCGACCAACUCACGGAAGAAGGCUGUUGCAAACCUUAGCCUUGGCGGUGGUGGUGGCGCCAGUCCGGCCAUGGAUGCAGCGAUUGCUGCGGCGGUUCGAUAA